CUUCGUUAAGCGUCUUGGUCUUAUGCUGGUACAUUAAAACAAGAAUUUGCAUUACCAUUAGACAUUUUAUUUUAAGUUUUGCGUGAAUGUGUAGGCUGAUGGCUUACAGAUAGCAAGGAGGCUAACGCAGUACUGAGUCGCCUCUCGCCGUAUUUCCUUCUGUUUUGCAAUCCUGUCUUUAGUUAAGAAUGAAGAUCAUCUGGGUGUGACCUCGCCCUACCACCACCAGCCUUGCUAGCACACACCCUGUUAUGUGCUCGGCUGUCAGUUCAUUCAUCUAAAGCUAAACAAUCAUACUACAACGACACACGUCACGGGUAGUUCGUGCAGUGUGAUCGCUCAGCAUGCUAAUAACUCAGUGUGUCAACAUUGUACAGAUCCUUUCUAUUGCCGACUGUAAAUCUUUAUACGUGCUUUCUUAAUUUGCAUAUUUCAUUAAGUGUACAUAUUAUGGAGAAGAAAACGUGAAAUGGAGGGUUAUAAUUCUCUGUGAGUCUCCCUCUGUUGCUGAGUGUAGCUUAGGCUUUUUUCCUUGCCAGUAUGUUGUCUGGAGUCCAGCCGUGUUUUCAGCUGUUGAGGAUCGGCUCAUCAGAUAUUGCUAACUGCAACGCCGGCGGUGUGUCAGACUCUGCCCGUGACCUGUACACAUUUCGCCCAGCGCUUCCCCAGUCAGUGUUCCGCUUGGGACGGGCGGCAGAGUUGUGCGAUGUCACCUUGGAGUCGACUACUGUGUCCCGCAUCCAUGCUGAACUGCAUGCUGAAAGACAGACUGAUGUGCCAGGAGAGGAGAGCUGGAAAGUCCAUGUGAAGGACCGGAGCAGUUAUGGUACAUGGGUGAAUGAUAUUCGAAUGCAGCAGGGUGUUUUGAUGGAGAUCUUUGAUGGUGAUACACUAAUCUUUGGCGGCCAAUCAGCGCAAGGGAGCCCAGAAUUUUAUUUCCUCUUCCAGAAGGUUCGGGUCCGUCCUGAGAACUUUAAUGCCAUAACAGUUCCAAAGGCUAGCUCAUUUUCCUCUGACAUUCAGAACCGCAUCAGAACCAGCCUGGAUUGUAAACCGGAUCCCAAUCUUGACAUUUCUAAACUGUCCAUCAACAGAGCCACGGUCAUCCUUAAUUCCAUUGGCAGUCUGAGCAAGAUGAAUGGCAGCUGCUGGACAUUUAAGAAGAUUGACAAAACCACUGACCUGAAUUCCACCAAACCUCCCACAUUUACAGCUUUGGUGCCACCCUCCACUCCACCACCUCUCUCUGCUGUUACUUUGGAGACCUCCUCGAAGUCUGUUCCACCAUCGUCUAAGAGUCGACGCAAGUCAGCCCACACAGUGCUCUUGGAAGAUGAUAGUUCAGAUGAUCCCGUCAGUCGUAGAAGUGGAUUGGAGGAUGCCAGGAAAGCCAGAGGGGGAAAGAGACGGCGUCUUUACAAGUCAGAAUCGGAGGUAUUCCAGCAUCCGUUGUCCAAAACAGAACUGAGCACGAGGCCACAGUUUGAUGCCAGACCUGUGAUGUCCAAGCAAAACGGCAUCAUUUACAGUCAGUCGACCAGUGGGAAGCUUAAUCCUUCUUUUACUUUGAUCCAAAAGCGUGAUGUUGGAAACAUGGGCCACAACAAAGGCAUUAAUCUUGUGGCCUACCGACAGCAGAAGCCUUGCACACCAGCUCCACGGGGCAGGCGAAGGGCAAACAGCUCUCCAGUGUUCUCCCCCCAGGUGGUGAGAGGUGAAAAUUAUCACCUUACCUCUUCGUCAGUUAGACAGUCAAAAGUGGAAAGAGAGAGGGGCCAGGUUGCACAGUUCAGCGCCACCACUGGUAGACGACGUGGCAGACCUAGAAAACAUCCCCUGCCACGCCCUUCCCUGCCAUCCCCUUCAUCCUCGUCCUCGUCUUCUAGCUCUUCUUCAUCUUCAUCCUCCUCCUCCUCUUCAGAGGAUGAUGAUGACGAAGAUGAAGACAUGGGGGUUGUCCAGGGUGUAGAGCCAUGUGCGGCAACACGUUGUCGUCUACCACAGCAGGACACUGUGCAGUGGGUGCAGUGUGAUGACUGUGAUGCCUGGUACCACCUGGACUGCCUGCCUUAUGACCGUACCCGCGCCUCCCUCCUGCUUGACCCGAGCGCAGACUUCCAUUGUGGCUGCUGCUGAACCUCCGGCACUCUGUCAUAACUCAUGCAGGGCUCACUUGGUUCCCUUCUGGAUUGCGGCAUCAGGACAUCAGGAGCUCUGACAGAAGGCUUGCUACUACAAGAUACAUAAUUCAACAGUCAACCAAAAAAAGAACACAGAAUCCUUUUUGAAUCUCCGUUACCUUCACAGAUUUUCAAACUCAUAAGUCCCGGCAUAAUGAAAUGGGUGAAUGGGUUUUAUUGGUUAAUGUGUUGUAAAGGCACAAAUAGGGAAGUUUAUAUUCUUUUUUUGUACAAAAGUGUGUGCUGGACUAGCACUUCAGCUUUGCAGGUGGUUUGUGUUUCAAAACUGCACAACCCACACUUGCCCAAGAGUUCUCCUGGAAUUUGAAAGUGGGCACUACUUGGAACACAUUUUCAAGGAAUUUCUUGAAUUGCCCUGUUCUGGAAAAUAACCUGCCUUACAGUGAUAAUGACAAAAAAGAUCUUAAAUUUAUUGCAAGAAAAAUGACAAACUGUUUGUUCUCCAAGGCAUCAUUCUUAUUUUGCUAGAAGUGGUGAUUCUAAAUGUGUAGGUAUCCUGUUUGUAUUGAUUGAGAGAUGUGUUGUAUUACAUUUUAGGUUGAAAGCCAAGAAACAAUCUUGUGUAGAAAUGGACAUAUACUUGACAAACUUAAAUAUUCUUACAGUGGUAUCUUACAGUAAAAACAAAUGUGUUUAGUUAAUGUGGCUAAUUUUCAUAGCAAAAUUUUCAGCAUGGUUUCAACAUUGGUGGAUUUCCAGGUCCUGAAAAGUUGAGUACUUAACAGCAUUACAUCUACACAUAUGAACCAAUUAAGUUGCUGUUAAGAAGCAUUUGCCUUUGAAACUGUAUUAGGUUGAAUUAUGUUUGUCACUCGGUGGGUUCUAGUGCACUGGGAAGUUGUGUUGGUGAUUGCUGAACCAUGAGGAACUGUCACCUAGCUUAAACAACCCUAUACCUGAUUCAGUGCAAAGGCUACCUUUCUGCCUUCAACAGAGUCUUGCUAGCUGUUCUUGAGAUGUUCAUUCAUUGUUAAAGUUGCAGCUUGCUUUCAAGACAUCAACUGCUAAAAUAUAUAUGUGCAUUUACUGUGCUCUCUUUUAGUAAGCUGAGAGCUGGUUCUGGGGAUCUUCAUAGUGCUGUUUCAACAAAUCUCCACUGGGGUUUUAAGACAUACUCCAGUCAGUCACUUAAGACUAUAUACAGAAAGCAAAAAGGUUUUGAUAACUAAGUUAGAAGAAAGAAAUUUAAAAUGCCAAAAAGUCGUAUUAUGUGUAAAAGUCUGAGUUUGUGACUUCUUUACAUACCCAAAUGUACGUGGUAUUUUUUUUCCUUUGAUAUUAACAUAAGCUUUUGAGUUUGAGCUCUACUAACCUUGAGUAGAUGGCCAUUUAAUAGUAGAAUAUGUGGUAUGAACAUGAAUCAUCUAUCACUGUCUUCACUUUAACGCUUUAGC
Messenger RNA from Colossoma macropomum (tambaqui), 3595 nucleotides. It is a transcript of the gene tcf19l, whose product is annotated as transcription factor 19 (SC1), like. The coding region runs from base 541 to 2136 and encodes 531 amino acids. The record is from RefSeq and is a predicted model, not a curated record. Gene Ontology annotation, cellular component: nucleus. Lineage: Eukaryota; Metazoa; Chordata; Actinopteri; Characiformes; Serrasalmidae. Gene Ontology annotation, molecular function: protein binding. The transcript has 4 exons. Gene Ontology annotation, biological process: regulation of gene expression.